AUUUCUCACUUUACGUUAUUAACAAAAACUCUUAGUUCCGAAAUUUCAGAUGACAUUUGAAGUAUACCCCGUGUGCUCUCGGCGUGAUUGACACUUUUUCGGGUUGCUUUGUGCGUUGAUAUCUGGUGGCUCGCUGCCGCAAACUCCUCAGAAAAGAAGACAAAGCCAGGUCCACAUUAACAGCGAAGCUCCCACAUCAGUUUAUGCUUGUAAAAGUGUGAAACAGCCACGUAUCGACAGAGCAAAUGUUAGCUUUGGGCUAGCCAGUGAGUGCUAGCUACGGCUAACUAGUUGAGCAGCGGUCAGUGCAUGGCUACGCAGAGACAAGUUUUGAUUCUCCCACACAGACUCUUGACAUGGGGAGUAAAAUGUCCUUCAGCAGAAGAAGCAGUGACCAAAAUACAGAGUCUGAGUUAACCUCUGUGACACCCCAUCCUCGCAGUUCGAUUCAUGCUCCUUCAGACUGCAAGCAGAUACCUGAAGAUACAGGAUGCAGUGAGGAGGACCUGGACUACAGGUGGGGAGAGGACAUGAAAGCAACAGAACUGACCAAAACUGCCCCUGAAUCCCACUCAUCAACGCCCCUGGAGUCUGACGGCUACAUUAACUCUGAAACAAGAGGCAGAACAAAUAGUCAACAGAGUGAGCACCUGUCGUCACAGGUAGGGAUGGAAGCAACACCUCAAAUAACACCUGCCAGUGUGUGCAGCUCUACAACAGGUAGGCGGCGCCUCAGAAAACGUGGGCGCCCUCAAAAAGAACAACCAUUGUUAACUGAAGACAAAAAAGAUCCAGAUACUGCCGGUCCUGAUGCAGUUCAGCAUAUGGAGAUAAGCACAACAACAUCUUUGACAGCAUGUGUAGAAAACCAUAACAGUGAUGAUGUACCUAAUACCAUAGAUGGUCCUUUAAUCAAGAAUUCAGAUCCUCACACUGUUUCUGAUGAUAAAGAAGAAGAUGGUGUUCCUGUAUUACCAAAAAGAAAAAGAGGACGGCCCAAAAAAUCAGAAAUUGCUGCUUUAAAAAACAUGGUUCCUGUCACUGUCAGUGUACCUGCUGGUCCUGCUCAUACUAAUAAUUUUAGUGGUCCUUCACAGAGACUGAGGAGUAGAGGAGGGCAACAUCUUUUAACACAAGAUGAAAAGACUCAUUCUGAAAGUAUGGUAGACCCCAAGCAAACUGAACUGAUUCGUACAGAAAGUAGUACAACAUCCAACUUUCAAAGGGUUAAAAGAAGAAGACCUAAACUGGCUGAUCAGCAAGUUCCAGCUAUAGUGUCCAGACUGGACAGUUCCCAUGAGGCCACACCAGGGUUGUGCAAUGACACAGACUGUGUGGAGAGCGCAGAGACACAUAAGCAGGUGGAACUGAACACUAAAAAACAGGAGACUGAUUCAGAUGAAAAGGGAGUUCAACUCUCACUGCAGUAUGGAGAAGUCCAAGAGCAACAGACAGAACCUAAGGAAGCUCAAUUGCCACAAACAAAACUGUGUUCUCUACCAGCAGCUGAGCCUGACAUUACUCCUCCAGAGAGUCUGAAUAAUCUAAAUGUGGUAAGCCCUACUCAAAGUGAUGACCCCACAAUAAAACAGAUGGUGGCCAUGAAUGGCAAUGAAGAGUCACAAUCAGAAACUGGCCUUGACACCUCCAAGGAUGCAAAUUUGCCCCAAAAUACAGAGUCAUCGACCACAGAGGUCAUAUUGCCCUCUGAAGAAACACGUAAACCUGCUGGGAUACCCCCUGCUGUUAAAACAGAGAAUAUAGAUAUAGAGCUGGAUUGUUUAAAUCAGAUUUCAAAUUUGUCAGAGGCAAAUAGUCCCAAAUCUUUACAAUGCAGUGCCAACACCACAGUUAAAUCGGAGGGUCCAAACAGCCAGCAAAACACUUUCAGGCGUAAGAGAGGCGGCAAAAGGAAGAGGAGAAUAAGCAGUGUUUUGAUACAGAAAGAGCAACUGGUAGAAGGCCAGGAAGGCAGCACUGACACUCAACAAAAAGCAGACUGUGGUGACAUGGCUGAGGAGGCCAGCACAAAUUUCAUCUACACUAAAAAAGGAGGAAAAACUCUGCUGAAAUGUGGUUACUGCAGCCGAACAUUUAAAUUUCUGUCUCAAUUCAUCAUCCAUCAACGGAUUCAUACAGGAGAAAGACCUUUCAAAUGUUCAGAAUGUGGCAAAGGUUUUAGCAAAAACUCAAACUUAAAUCUUCAUCUUAAAACACACAGAAAGAGCAACAUGUAUCAAAAAUGUACAUUUUGCAAGAUCAAAUUCUCCUGCUCUGAGUAUGUGUCUCAUAUGAAGCUUCAUACCCGUGAGCCAGACCAGGACUCGGAGAAUAACAAAUGUGAAAAACGGAGCAGAACCAACAACCGUGAAACCAGUCAGGGACUUCAUACACCAGUUUCUCCAGAAAAGAGAGAAAGAAAAGUGUGUCAGUACUGUGGUAAAACAUUCCCAUUCCAGUCUGCUCUCAUAAGACAUGUGCGUGUCCACACGGGGGAGAAGCCUUAUAAAUGUGAUAUAUGUGGCAAAGCCUUUGGUCAGGCCUAUUUCCUGCGUGUUCAUGAGCUGACACACUGGUCUGUGAAGCGCUACACCUGCACACGUUGUGAGAAAUCAUUCACUCAUUAUAGCAAUGCAAAAAAUCACACAUGUAGACCUACGGGAAGUGAUGACGAGCCUCAACCCAACAGAAGCGUAAAGCCUUCACUAACAUACACGUGCCACAUCUGCAAGAAUGUCUGUAAUCAUCUGCAGGAGUUCAACAGUCACAUGAGAGCCCACACCGGUGCUAAGCUUUAUCGCUGCUUGUAUUGUGAUAAGCUCUUUGGUGUGCUCUCUGAAUUUGAUGCCCAUCGCAAUCAGUGUAGAGGAGAGAAAAAGCCCUCCAGCUCUGCAGUAGAGGAGGAAAAGACAAUGUCUUUAAUACAGUACACAGUACCUGCUCUUCGGUAUUCACUGGGACACAAUUCAUCUUCUCUCACAGCUGCAAACUGUGAAACACAGAAAAAACAAUCACAGACAAGAUCCAAGAGACACUUUGCCAAGACACCAUUCCAGUCAACAGUCAUACCGGCUCACUACCUCGUUUCAGCGUUAAACAAACUAGAUAACAGAUCCGACCCCAGGAAAUAUCUAUGUCCAAGCUGUGGGCGACUGUUCAGACACAUGGGCAGACUGCGGGCCCACAUGCUCACUCACGCCCCAGGUCAAAGUUACACAUGUGCCUGUUGUGGUAAGACACUGGAAAACUGGAAAAAACUGUGGCAUCACCAGAGAAUCCACCGACAGCGGCAUGGCCGCUUCACUUGUCGUCAGUGCGGCCAAGGCUUUCGAUUUGUGGAGCCUUACAAAAAACACAUGAGUGAGCACCCAGAGUUCCAGUGGGUUCAGGUCAGGCCUAAGAAGGUGUUUCUGCCUUAUCAGUGUGAGCAGUGCAGAUGCAGCUUUAAGACUCUAGAUUUGCUGUUCAGUCAUCAGUUCUGCCAUUCCUCCAUGCAAGACACGCACAAGGACUCUGAUUUUGAUUUAUCCAUAGAUGAUCAUAAUACACAGUCUAACAAGAAAAUGGUUAGCCCCCCCACAAACAACCAUAUUGCAACGUUACAUCAAGGACCAGAGGAACAGAACUCUCCACUGAGCCCUGUAACCAUAUAUCCAGACCCAGUUCCCCAACAGUCGCCUUUAUCACCCAUGAUUUCCUUAGUCCAAAAUCAGGGGCUUUGUUUGGGGAAAACUUCCCUGCAUCCCAGCAGCACAGUUUCGAUGCAAGAUGGGGAAACCAGUUAUGAAAGAGCACGCAGACGUCUACUGGGAAACCCAAUCACACAUUUGAGAACUGUGAAAAGACACCCAACCCAAAAUGUGAGCAUAUCGACUGAAGGGUCUUCAGAUGGAGUUAAGUGUGCUUUGUGUGGUGAUACCUAUCAUGCCAUUUCUGACCUGUAUCACCAUUAUUUGCAGCAUGCUAGAGGCCAGGUGUAAGAACCUUACCAGAGAUAUGGCACCCUUCUACUGUAUAUGUACAUCAAGGUGUUUUCAGUGUUUAACACAGAGUCCUAGAUUAGAAAUGAUUGAAACAUUUUCUGUUUAACGCCUGGAGAAGUUAGAAAAAAAUUUGGAAAUUAUAUUCAACCGCUAGUCAGUUUAAAAAUUUUGAAGAUAAACAUUGAAUGUCCAAACUAAUGGACUUUUUUCCUUUCAUGACGUUUGUUAGGCAGGGCGGGGUAGAAGCCACUAACCUGCUACGGCAGUUUGGUCAGUCAUAAGAAACAGAGACAAUUUAAAAUGUGAAACAAGAUGAUUAUGAACAACUAGUCUGUGAACUGCAAGUCUGUGUUCAGGAGAUGUCCCAAAUGUUUUGUACAUUGUGUAAUAAUGCUUAACCAGAAGCAGCCCUGGAAUAAUAUAAUUGACUAUAAAAACUGUGCAUUUGAACACAAAUUAGACUGUAUGUAAAUGACAGAUCAUAGGAAAUCAGAGUUUGAAUAACAAAUAUUAAAGAGCCCAUGGGGUGCUUUUCCUUGUUUUCUGACUUAUCUACAAUGUUACAGUGGUGAAAUUAUCAUCUUAGACAUGUUCUAGUUUUUCAAUACAGAAGCAACUUGCUGGAAAUGAGCAAUAUGAGCAUGCCAUGGGCUCUUUAAGUGAAAUAGCCACUGAAACAUUUUUAUCCCUGAUUCAUUCUUGUUGCUGUGUAUCUUUUUCUAAUUUAUACCAGGAGAGGUAUGUAAUCCAUCUAGUGUGGGGCGAUAUCAGUAAUUGAUCAGAGGGUUGGAGGUGACACUGAGUAAAUUCAUAAACAGGUUUUAUUCAGCAAACCUGAAAAAUUGCAGCAGUAUUAUCAAGAUUUUAUAUAUUUAAUGUGCAGGUUUUCUCAAUAUGUUGUCCAUUGAUUAGUAUGACCAGUUAGGUGAAUAGUAGCUGUAUAGUUUUGCAAACAGUCUCACCUCAUCAUGAUGCAUUCAUUUACUUCAGAUCAUGAUCUAAUCUUGAUUUACAGCAGCUGCUCAGUGUAGGGCUGACUUCAAAUUUGUUUUCUUCUGGUCUGCAAAGAUAUACAUCUGCAUUUUCUGUUUACUUUUGUAAUGCUCAUGUUUGUCAGUGAAUUGUCUUUAUCUUGGACUUGUAAAAUAAUGAUUGAAAUCAAGUGAGACUAAAUUGUUUGAAUAUUACUGACAAACAUUCCACAGCUGCUGUAUACCGAGUAAGUUUAGUUGAGCAUCCAUUACUGUUCAAUGCUGUGGAAAUACUACAUGUUUCGAUGCCAAACACAAUUUUAUUGGAAUCAUCCAUCCAUCCGUCCGUUAUAUAUACUGCUUGUCCUGCAGAUUGUCGUUCGGGCUGGAGGCUAUCCUAGCUGACAAUGGACAAGAGGCAGGGUACACCCUAGAGAGGUCGCCAGUCUAUCACACUUAGAGACAGACGACCACACACACUCACU
This is a messenger RNA of Monopterus albus (swamp eel), 5439 nucleotides long. Its product is annotated as zinc finger protein 184. Gene Ontology annotation, molecular function: RNA polymerase II cis-regulatory region sequence-specific DNA binding; DNA-binding transcription factor activity, RNA polymerase II-specific. The record is from RefSeq and is a predicted model, not a curated record. Bases 357 to 3980 code for a protein of 1207 amino acids. The transcript is spliced from 3 exons. Gene Ontology annotation, biological process: regulation of DNA-templated transcription. Lineage: Eukaryota; Metazoa; Chordata; Actinopteri; Synbranchiformes; Synbranchidae.